UAAUAGUGAUAUCUCUCUCCCAAGACUAAAAAAAAAUGCAAUAGCGCUGACAAAAAAAAAACCAAAACGCAACCCUCAGCAGCAACCAUCCUCACCUGCGCAAGAUUGAACCGGCGAUGCAAACCCUCAGCGCCGUCCUCUACCGGCGACAAGAUUGAACCCUCCGCAACCUUUAAUCAAAUCACCACCAGCGCUGUCCUCUCUCUCACUCGCAGUCGUCCUCUCUCUCACGAACCCUAACUCCAAAUCGAAGCUUCUCUUUCUUUCUCCGGCAUCUACUCUCACGAAUCGAAGCUUGUCUUUCUCUCUCACAUUGAUUCAGGUUCUCUCGUAAGGCCAAAGGUUGUUAAAAGUGUUCAUUUUUGCCCCACCACUGGCAACUACACUAGCCGUGAUUAUCGAGAUAUUACAUCUAAUUUGGGUUUGCCCACAGGGUCUGUUUAUCCCACAAGGGAUGAAACUGGCAAUUUACUUGUGACCGAGUAUGGAUUGUGCAAAUACAAGGAUCAACAAACCUUGUCCAUGCAGGAAGUUCCUGAAAAUUCUGCGCCUGGUCAGCUCCCAAGAACAUUGGAUGUCAUAGCAGAGGAUAAUCUUGUUGAUUCUUGCAAGCCUGGAGAUCGUGUGGCUAUUGUCGGGAUAUAUAAGGCUCUUCCAGGAAAAAGCAAAGGCAGUGUGAAUGGUGUAUUCAGGACUGUGCUCAUAGCCAACAAUGUAUCUCUUCUCAACAAAGAGGCUAAUUCUCUUGUUUAUCGUGUUGGAUCAAAUGGAUCCUGAUAUUGAUCGCCAAAUAUCAGAGCACGUCCUUCGUAUGCAUCGAUUUUGUUCUGCUAUUGAUGGAGGUGAGGCAGCACAUGAUGGGAGUGCACGAUAUGGAAGAGAAGAGGAAGCUGAUACUGAAUCAUCUGUCUUUGUCAAAUAUAACAGAACGCUACAUGGAAAGAAAACUGAUAGAGGUCGCAAACGCGAUACACUUACAAUUAAGUUUCUUAAAAAGUAUAUCCAUUAUGCUAAGCAUAGGAUUCAACCUGACCUGACUGAUGAGGCAUCUGACCAGAUUGCCACAGCAUAUACUGAGCUCAGAAAUGCAAAUUCAAAUGCAAAGACCGGAGGAACACUUCCAAUAACUGCCAGAACUUUAGAAACCAUAAUACGUCUCUCAACUGCUCAUGCCAAAUUGAAGUUGAGCAGAAAGGUUCUCAGGUUGUAUGUUUGUUGGUGUUCGAGUUGUUGGUAAAAGCUCCGCUCUGAUUGUGACACGGGGAAGGGUUCAUAGAGUCUUUAUUUGUUGUUGUUUUAUUUAUUUAAAUUAAAGGUGUAUCUUUUAUAAAAGAAUCUUGUAUAAGUGAUGAUUACUAAUUAAUAUUACUAGUAGUGUUUUCAAUGAAGAAUGUAACACUUUGAACCAAUAUUUUUUUUUAAUUCAUUUUGACUCAGAGUCUUGAAAAUUAUUUUUUUUAUCCGCUGCGUAGUUUUGAAAAAACAUUCUUUUAUUAAGAUAAAUUGAAUAUUGGGUUAUGGUGGUUACACCAAUCACAUAACAUGUGCAGAGGCCAUACCAUAUUAACCUCAAUCUUUUUUGUUACAUUUGGAUGUUUUGAUCAGUACUAGUGAUUAGUGAGAGUAGUUGUUAGAAGACUGGAAGAUUUAUUUUAAUUGUACAUGCGUGUAUGAAUAAGUUUCCUGCAUUAGUUUACAUCAUUAUGUUUCCUGCAUAAGUUUCCUGCAUUUAUUUUAGAAGACUGCAUUAGUUUCCUGCAUUCUGUUUGUCUGGAUUAUUGUAUUUUUUUAGAUCAUGUAGUAUGAAUAAGUUGAUCAUGUAUAUGUAUUGUAGGUGUUCGAUGAUCCCACGUCAUUAACCGAGGAGGAGCUGUAUGAAUUGCGAAACAGCUGGGCAACUUGUUUUCUUGACCUAUACAAUCCCGAGGUAGAUUAUGAUGUUGCCGAUGAUGAGGCUUAGGAGCUAGCUAGGUUAAUUUGUGUGAUGUUACAAUGGAUUCACAUUAAUUAUGAUGUUUUGAAUUGUAAUGACUUGUAUUUUGCUUAAAUGUUAUAACAUUUUGGAUGAA
This is a messenger RNA of Trifolium pratense (red clover), 2069 nucleotides long. Its product is annotated as DNA replication licensing factor MCM3-like. The record is from RefSeq and is a predicted model, not a curated record. NCBI's taxonomy places the organism in Eukaryota, Viridiplantae, Streptophyta, Magnoliopsida, Fabales, Fabaceae. Gene Ontology annotation, molecular function: ATP binding; single-stranded DNA helicase activity; single-stranded DNA binding. The transcript is spliced from 8 exons. Gene Ontology annotation, cellular component: MCM complex; nucleus. The coding region runs from base 713 to 1237 and encodes 174 amino acids. Gene Ontology annotation, biological process: double-strand break repair via break-induced replication; DNA strand elongation involved in DNA replication; mitotic DNA replication initiation.